This is a messenger RNA of Gossypium raimondii (Peruvian cotton), 3457 nucleotides long. RefSeq lists its product as hypothetical. The transcript has 9 exons. The record is from RefSeq and is a predicted model, not a curated record. NCBI's taxonomy places the organism in Eukaryota, Viridiplantae, Streptophyta, Magnoliopsida, Malvales, Malvaceae. Bases 261 to 1835 code for a protein of 524 amino acids.
UUAUUUUGUUCCCCCUCUUUUCUUUCACACCUCUCCUUCCACCCCCCUGUCUGCAUUCAAAGCACACGAAGCAAACACCAUUCCCCACCUAUUAUUUUAUUUUACGUUGGUUAAAGUAAACCCUAAACCCUAACCGCCACAUUGCUCUCACUUCAAUGCCCUCCCCUUUCGUGUAAAAUUCAUUCCGUAAAUGCUAGAGGAAAUGUGGUGAUUGCUUCGGUGGAUACCGCGCUUUUUUUUUUUUGGUUUAUUUUAAUCAAAUGGCGGAAUACGUGGCUUCACCGUCAUGCAUCAAGCUGCAUUUGCACCCAAGUUUUCUUAGGCAGAGAGGAUUUGUGAAUCGGAAUUCCAAUUUCAGGACGCCGCUAAGCAAGUUUUCCUAUGGGAGCUGUAAAGUGUUAUGGCUUUCAACAUGGAGAAAAUGGAAGGUUGAUAAUCCAUUUUUCUCAAAUCUGAAAGUAAGUCCCUGCUUCAUGGAAACUCCCUUGAGGUCUACUAGCGUGGGGUCAUUAGUGGAUUCUGAUAGUAUAACAGCCUCUGAUUGGGUAACUUUCGGGGAUCAAUUACUCUUGAUGACUGGUAUAUUUCUCACGUAUGUGGCUGGAGUAGUUCCUGUCCAAAAGUCCAGUUCCACAUCUCCAAAGAGCAUAGCGGACAAUGAUUCCUUUCCCCAAGGUUCAACCUCUUCUGGGAGUGCCAGGACAAACAGUGAUCAAAAUAAUUUGAAGCCUGUCUGGGAUGUAGUAAGAGGAAAAAUUUUAGAUUCUCUAGAUGUCAUUGAAAGUGAGAAUGAUUUCAGAAAUGUAGUCUUUGAUGAGCAGCAACGCGCAAAACGACCCUUGAGUUUGUACGCUUUAUCUGAAGGUCCAAAGAUAAGAUUGCUUUGGGCUUCUCUUCAGCAACUUGAGGAAGAGGCAGGCACUGUCUCUAUUGGUUCCUUUGUAAAAAACAAUGUUGUUACUUCUGAUACCGGCAAUAUAGAUGAUUGGUUGAUAGCCUUUUCUAGAAUUAUUCAAAAUUCCUGUAAGCCAGCAUGCUUUGCUUGGCUGAAAAAGGAACUUGGACUUCAAAGCAAUAAUAUGGAACUUGUUUCUUUGAUAACUGAGAAGUUAAAUGGAGACAACACAGUUUUACAAAAUAUUACAAAGUCUGGGAAGAAAAACCUGUAUGCAGAAUUGUUGUAUUUUCUUAGAUUUGGUUCUCUAAGGAAAGGUUGUUGUUACGACCAAAGCUUGUUUACUUUAUAUGGGGAUUCCAUAUUGGAAGAUCUGGUGAUAACUAUAGCAGAUGGGAUAGCAAGCACUUAUUUGGACCUUAUUUCUGUUGAUGGCAAUUUGUCUGAUGAAGUGAAUGAUCUGGGUUUAGCCAUCUGUAAUUUAUCUACUCGUGCACUCCAAAGGUUGCGUAAUGAGGUGGCUUUAAACCAGUGGUUGUAUCAAAAUCUGGAGGCUAUUGUGUCAAUGUAUGAGGAUCGCUUUGACCUCUACACACUUAAGAGCCAACUCAUUGAGGAAAAAAGUAGUGAUUAUGCUGAAACUUCUAGUUGGUGGAAGAAGCUUAUGCUAAGAGAAAACGAAAGUGUGCUUACUUCAUUGCAAUAUGUUGUGAUAAGCCAUUUCUCUAUGUCUGUAAAACGCACCAAGGAAUUAAGAGCCUUGGUAGGGUGGAGGUACUAUUUCAGCUUGUUCCUCGAGUUCUCUGACAUUAGCUUGCCUAUGGUUAGAGUUGUCAUCGACAAAGUUAGCAAUGCAAUCUCAUUUUUUCUAGUUUGCUUGAUUGGGAGGUCAUUAGGACUCAUAUAUACGGGAAUUAGGCAGUCCCUUAGAUGGAAGUGAGAUGUAAACGGGAAGGUCAUGAAUAUCACUUGGCAUCAAGCAUGCAUCAAAGAUAAAGCAUUUGUCCCCUGCUUCUGGUACGAAUGCUCUUUAUCUUCUCAAUAGUGUAACCCUUUAUCAAUCAUUUCUUCCUAACAUUACAUUCCUAAACCAAUGAUUUACACUUUUAAGAUAUCUAAUAUUGUUUCAGAUUUGAAUAUCAUACUCAUAGUUAUUUCUUUUAUUUCCAACCUACAAACAUAUAUUCCCUUUGUGGUGUAUUUUAUACCCAAUGAAUAAUUAUGUUCAUCUCAAGAUUUAAAUAUAGAAACUUUUAGAUUUAACUUUUUUAACAAUAAAUUUAUUAUGUCGAAUGAACCACUGGUGGAGUAAGUCUUCAGGAAUAUUUUAAUUAGUUGAUAACACUGCUUCCUAGCUGAUAAUUUUGCCUCAUUGUUUGUCAAUAAUGCUCACUCACAUUGACCCCAUUAUUAUGUAUCUUUUUCUCUUUCCUUGAUUAUUAAUUUGGUCAAUAAUUGCCACUAAAAAUUUCUGUAGACGUCCAUGAUUUAAUAUUUGAAUGACCUUGAUAUGUUGCUGAAACUCUAUCUUUUAGUUUCAUGAUAAAUAACUCACUCACAUUGAUACUUAAAGAUACGAAAGACAAUAAUAAUAAAAAAUAAAGGCAGAGUGAGAUAUGGAGGUUGAGAGCUGAGCUCAAUUUGUUGACAUUAAUGAUCAGAACAGUAUGUUCUUGGAUUUGUUUCUAAAUUCCAUACUGCUUACCUUUAAGAUGUUGAAAUCAUUCCUGAUUUAUUGUCACUCAGCAAAAAGGAGCAACUAAAUAUAAGGUUUUAAAAUUUUCAAGGUCCACAGACAACAUUGACUUUUGGCAUCAUUCUUGCCUGCAUGGCAAUGGCAUCCCAUGCAGUCCCUUGAUUUAUGGUUGUUUCGUUUCAUCAAUGUUUUGUUUGAUUAUUUUCAUCUUAAUUUCCUACAUUUACUCACUUACUCUUUGAUUUAAUCAAUCUUGCAAAUUUAUGAUCAACAUGACAUCUGAAUAUCCUUCCAUGCUUAUGUAAAAUAUUCCUUAGCUUUCUAUCUAUACUUUUAACCAAUAGCAAAUACGAUCUGUUUUUAUUUUUUCAUGUAGGGUUCAUUAAAGUAGAAAUAAGGGAAUAGCCUCAAAGGGUAUUAAAUCUCACAUCAAUUGUAUAUUGUAGUUGGCUCAAAACAAGUAAACAUUGCCCCUUUCCGUUCUCUCCUCUUAAUUCCAUUAAGAAAACAUUAAAAACAAAAAUUAAAGUAUUAAACAAAGAAUAUUUGGAUUCAAACAUUCACCCUUUGUUUUGCUUUCCACCUGACUGGUGUAGCCCCUUUUCACUUUUCUUUUUGUUGUUUCAGAUCAGCACUACUUUGAACGCCUUUGCCAUCACUCUCUUUUAAGACUACAGGAGAAUAUACUUGAGAUGAGCAAACCCCGAAAAAGUAUGGUAUGGAUACAAAACGGAUGUGUAGUUUUAUUAUUUUGUUUAUUAAGUUUAUUUUUGAUCGAGUUGAUAAAAAAAAUACAAAACAUAACUAUAACAAUUAAAAAUGUUUCCAUAAAAAUAAUUAAAAAUAUAUUUAUAAUUUAUUACUAA